This is a messenger RNA of Mizuhopecten yessoensis (Yesso scallop), 2116 nucleotides long. Its product is annotated as methionine-R-sulfoxide reductase B3, mitochondrial-like. Lineage: Eukaryota; Metazoa; Mollusca; Bivalvia; Pectinida; Pectinidae. Gene Ontology annotation, molecular function: peptide-methionine (R)-S-oxide reductase activity. The transcript is spliced from 4 exons. The record is from RefSeq and is a predicted model, not a curated record. Gene Ontology annotation, biological process: protein repair; response to oxidative stress. Gene Ontology annotation, cellular component: cytoplasm. The coding region runs from base 119 to 655 and encodes 178 amino acids.
UGUUGGAUGCAAUAUUCCAAAAAUGGCGACUGGGUGCUUCCAGAAACUUACGUGAAUUGUAAUUGACUGCUGCUGAGGAUAUACGUACAGUGGGAAGUGCCUGGCCUUUUUUUAGUACAUGUCUAUUGUGGGUCUGCAUUCUGUUGGUCUGUGUAUCGUCUGGAUGAACAUCAUACACUUAGUUACCUCACAGCGUGAAGCCUCACCUACCCUCAAACGCCUUCAGGAAGAAUGCUCACCACCUGGGAGCUCCAAAUGUCCUGUCUCAGUCCCAAAAAGCGAGCUCAAAGAGCGGCUAUCGCCCACGCAGUACCGAGUUACUCAGCAGCGUGGGACAGAAAGAGCAUUCUCUGGGAAAUACUACAAGCAUAGUGACGAAGGACUCUACCACUGUGUUGUAUGUGGAAACCCUUUAUUCGCCUCGGACACAAAGUUUGACUCCAAAUCUGGAUGGCCAUCCUUCUCCGAUGUCUCAAAAAGUGACAGUGUGAAACUAAUGACUGAUAUGUCACAGGGUCAGCGACGGAUUGAGGCUAUGUGUAGUCAGUGUGGAGCUCACCUAGGACAUGUGUUUGACGAUGGACCAAAACCUAUGUGUGUCCGCUACUGUGUUAACUCAGCCUCCCUGGAAUUCAAAAAACACACAACUGUUUGAUCAAUGUGGGCACCAACAAUCCCACAACUGUUUCUUCAAAUUCAGGGAUGUGAUGUCAUUUCAAUGAAUGUUAAAAUCUCUCCAAUUUGUUUGGUCAAAUUAAAAUAAGAAAAAAGCAAAGUCAAUAUUGGUGAGAUAUUGUGUAUUCACUAAUGAAUUUCACUAAAACUGUUAUGCAACUGGUGUUAAACUCUAAAAAAAAAAUGAAUAUGUAUUUAUAGAUAUAUUGACCUGAAAAAAUCUAAUGUAAAUAUACCAUAUAUUGUUAAAGGUAUUAUUCAAUGAAAUAAUGUCUUAUUGUGAUGAUAUUCAAAAGUACAAAUGUACACUUAAACACUACAUUAGAUAGACACUUAUUACAGAGAAACAUUAAUAACAACAUAUGUAGCAGCAGUAUUUUUAUUUUUUAAAUGAAAUUUAUUAUGUAACUUGAGCUCUUGGAGCAAAAUCACUAAAAAAUGUUUCCUGUCUGGGGAAAAAUAGGAUGCAGAAAAGUUUAGAAGAUAUUUUUCAGCAUUUUAAGCUCAACUGGUACCUAUAUACAUUAUAAGGUCUCCACAUAGUUUUAAGGUCUGUUUGCUACAUCCUUCUUAUUAUUUAUCAUGUUCAGAAAGACACAUAAACAGAAUUGUGUAGUUCAAUGUUAAAGUGUUACCAGUAACAUACAGAGGAAUAAUACUUGGAUGUAGUACCAUACUGACAGGUAUGUGAUCUUUUAACCUGGGUUUACAUACCCAGGGUAGAUGGCUUUAGAUUAUAUACAUGUACAGCUGGUAUGACAUGUUUGAUCUAUUUACAAUAAAGUGAUCUUGUAAUGUAAAAAGUUAAAGGCCUAUUCCACUAUCAUUUUUAGGCUAAAAAAUGGCCCCUUUCUGCUCUAAGUGGCCUCAUUUGAAAUGGAAACGUUUUUGUAUUAAAAUGUCCAAUCUGUCUAAAUAGAGCACUAAAUAAAUCAUGACAAAAAUCUUCAAAUGAAUUGAAAAUUCUGGUUCCUUCGAUUUGGAAACCACAUUUAUAGCAUCGUAAUGAUGACAGCUCUUUAGCCCUAGACUGCAUCUACUUUUGUCACUAGUGGCAGUGACAGAAGACAUAUUUAAUGACUUCCAUAAAAAUAUCAUUAUAUGUGUGCUCUUUGUGUAUAUGUAAUUAUAAAAUGGACAUCUGGGCUUUCUAUUAUCAUUUUUUAUAUCUAACUAUGAGCAGGAAUGUCAGUGUCACUGUAAUGGUCAGUUUUAGCAGUGGUCACCUCUUAGAGGUAGUCUAGUGUAAGUCAGGCCAUUGAAAUAAGUUAUCUGGUUUUAGUUUGUCUAUAUUUGUGGAUAAAGUAAUUCGAAGAAGAAGUAUGAUACAGGGGUUUGUGAUAGGUGUCUGGAUGUGUUACACCAAGGGCCUGUUUGUUUAUGCGGAACAACCGGUUUGACCGUUUAUAAAUGUAACAAUUUCGGGUAUAAAUCCUGGCGG